AUGGCUUCGUAUGACAAAACAGAGGUAGUAGGGUUUGGGAAAAUUGACAAAAGGUUAAGGAUUUCAUCCACGAUAUUGGCAAAUAUAGUUGUGGAUGUCCUUGUGACGAACCCUAAUCCUAUUCCUAUCCCUCUCAUUGACAUAAACUACUUAAUUGAGAGUGACGGGAGGAAAUUGGUAUCUGGCUUGAUUCCUGAUGCUGGGACGAUUCAUGCACAUGGUUCUGAGACUGUCAAGAUACCAGUUUGUCUAAUAUACGACGAUAUCAAGAGCACAUAUGACGACGUAAAGCCUGGAAGCAUUAUUCCAUACAGAAUCAAGGUUGAUCUCAUAGUUGAUGUUCCAGUUUUUGGAAGGCUUACUUUACCACUUGAGAAGACUGGAGAGAUCCCCAUUCCUCACAAGCCAGAUAUUGAUGUUGAGAAAAUUAAAUUCGAGAAGUUCUCUUUUGAAGAAACUAUUGCAAAUCUUCAUUUCAAAUUGGAAAACAAGAAUGAUUUUGACCUGAGGCUUAAUGCACUUGACUAUGAGAAGAAUGGGAUCACCUAUGGCUAUAUUGAAGUUCCCAUCACCUUUAGGCCCAAGGACUGUGGUUCUGCUCUUUGGGACAUGAUCAGAGGAAGAGGUACUGGCUACUCCAUGAAGGGAAACAUUGACGUUGACACACCUUCUGGAGCAAUGAAGUUACCCAUCAGCAAGGAGGGUGGCACAACUCGUCUUAAGAAGAAGAAGGAAGACAGAGAUGAAGACAACGAUGACGAUGACGAUAAUAACGACGAUGAGGUACACUAUGUUACUUUAUCAUGCCCUUUCUCACUUUAA
Fraxinus pennsylvanica is the source of this 822-nucleotide messenger RNA. The record is from the annotation of a GenBank genome assembly. Lineage: Eukaryota; Viridiplantae; Streptophyta; Magnoliopsida; Lamiales; Oleaceae.